Messenger RNA from Papilio xuthus (Asian swallowtail), 2331 nucleotides. RefSeq names its product suppressor of tumorigenicity 14 protein homolog. Gene Ontology annotation, molecular function: protein binding; serine-type endopeptidase activity. The record is from RefSeq and is a predicted model, not a curated record. The transcript has 15 exons. Gene Ontology annotation, biological process: proteolysis. NCBI's taxonomy places the organism in Eukaryota, Metazoa, Arthropoda, Insecta, Lepidoptera, Papilionidae. Bases 189 to 2225 code for a protein of 678 amino acids.
UUUAUAUUACAGAUAUAUUUUAAAUCUGUUUAUUCAAUUUAAAAAUAAUCUUAAAUGAUUUUUAUGAAAUUAUGUCGUUAAACGUGUAACCUUCAAGUGUCCGCCAUAUUGUUUUUACUUAUAUUUUAAAUUUAGUGUGUAAUUGUUUUGUUUCGAAGUUUGAAUAUUCUUUAGUGUUUUAAUUACAAAUGGCUAAACUGUACUACAGUUUUUGGAACGUGUUUUUUCUUGUUUUCGUUACGAACCCAAUUUUCACGGCUGUUGUAAGAGAAGAGGAAGGAACCUGCAGUCCUGGUGAGGUACAAUGCGGGGAUUUAUCAUGUGUAUCCACGGACAGGAUAUGCGACGGUCAACCUGACUGUCCUGAUCGAGAAGAUGAACAAUUUUGUGAUGGUGCCUCCCAAUCGCUCGUAUCAACAUGGAAGAGUGGGCAUAAAAGAUCUAGAAGGCAGGCGACUUCGAAUUGUCGUAAGAAUCAAUGGCCAUGUCGGGACACAACUUGUAUAAAUUUCGACGGAAAAUGUGAUGGAAUAAUAAACUGUCCCGAUGGAAGUGAUGAGACGUACCCUCUUUGCAGAUCUGAGAAAUGCCAGAGUAACUGGUUCAGAUGUACUUACGGUGCAUGUGUGGAUGGCACCGCUCCUUGCAAUGGUAUACAAGAAUGUGCUGAUAAUUCUGACGAAUUGCUACCUAGAUGUAGAAAUGAGACUGAUGAAGUGUCGGGUCAAUUUAAAUGUGACAAUGGACAGUUAAUAUCUGGUUUUAACCAUUGCGAUGGUGUUGCGGACUGCAGCGAUGGUUCGGAUGAGACAGUUAAAGCGUGUGCAGCAAAAGUCUGCCCUAAUUAUUUAUUUCAGUGUGCUUACGGUGCUUGUGUAGACCAAGGUGCUGAUUGUAAUGGGAUCAAAGAAUGUGCAGAUAAUUCUGACGAAUCUGACGAACUUUGUAACAGAAUAUCAGGACCUGUGACAACAACAGUCAAACCUUUAGCUACUGGUCCUUGUGUACUACCACCAUACCCUGAACACGGAUCAUAUGUGGUGCAGGGAGCGCCCACAGCAUCCCCAGGACAAGGCUUCAAGAGUUUCGCUUUAACUGUCAGCUGUUACCCAGGAUAUGCAUUGGAUGGGUCACAAUCUGUCCUAUGCUUUGAUGGGACAUGGGUACCUCCUAUGCCUAAAUGUAUACGUUAUUGCAAAUUACCACCUCAUCCGAGUGUGGAAUACCGCUGUCUACUCUCCAAUCAGGCAGGAGUCGAAGGCAGUAGACCUUGCAAGGAGUAUGAACCAACAGGCACUGUCGUCAAACCUGAAUGCAGACGUCCUAAUUACUACGCUGCUGGGACUUUGCCCUAUAUGAGAUGUUCAGAAGGCACCUGGGACUAUACGGCUUUUUGUACUGCAGAAUGCGGCAGGGUAACACCGGAAGGGGAAUUCCUUAUAAUCAACGGUACUAACGCGGAGCGGGGAGAGUUACCCUGGCACGCAGGGAUUUACUUAAAAGCUGCUUCACCGUACAUGCAAAUAUGCGGGGGAUCACUUGUCACCACUAAUGCCGUUCUAUCAGCCGCCCAUUGCUUUUGGGACGACACAAAUAAGCAGCGCCCCGCAGAGCUGUACGCGAUCGCUGUGGGCAAGCUCUACCGCCCUUGGAAUUUGAAAGUAGAUGUUGACGCGCAGAAAAGUGAUGUAAAAGAAAUCAAAAUCCCGCCUCGUUUUCAAGGAGCAGCAUCAAACUACCAGGACGACAUAGCUUUAGUUUUAUUAAAGACUAGGAUAGAAUACAAAUACUACGUAAGGCCGGUGUGCUUGGACUUUGAUAUCAACUUUAACAGACGUCAAUUGCAACCGAAUAAGUUGGGCAAGGUGGCAGGCUGGGGUCUUACGUCAGUGAACGGCGCAGCAGCUGGCGUAUUACAAGUAGUCAAUAUACCUUAUGUAUCUAUAGAGAAAUGUAUCGCAAAUGCGCCUCCUGGAUUCAGAGAAUAUAUAACUAGUGAUAAAAUAUGUGCGGGAUACGGUAAUGGUACAGCUCUCUGCAAAGGUGAUAGUGGGGGUGGGCUCGCGUUUCCCGAACUAGAUAAAGGUAUAGAGAGAUUUUAUCUCAGAGGAAUUGUAUCCACGGCGCCGAGUAAUGAAAAUCUUUGCAAUGCCAACACUUUGACAACGUUUACAGAUUUAUUAAGCCACGAACAUUUCAUAAAAGAACAUUUGCAAUUGGACUAGACUACUUGCGUCUAAUAUUGCAUCCGAUUUUCAUUAGGUAACUUCGAAAAUACCUGAAUUAUAAUUACUAGAUGUUGCACGCAACUCCGUCUACGCGUUAAAAAAA